Molecule: messenger RNA, 13042 nt
Organism: Schistosoma haematobium
Lineage: Eukaryota; Metazoa; Platyhelminthes; Trematoda; Strigeidida; Schistosomatidae
Product: Conserved oligomeric Golgi complex subunit 2, variant 3
Exons: 21
Coding region: 2467-6117 (1216 amino acids)
Biological process (GO): intra-Golgi vesicle-mediated transport; Golgi organization; regulation of transcription elongation by RNA polymerase II
Cellular component (GO): membrane; COG complex
Molecular function (GO): transcription corepressor activity; protein binding
Source: RefSeq, a predicted model, not a curated record
AAGUUUACUGUCUUUAAAUGGCAGCUCCUGCGUUAAUGUAAGUUGGCUGCAUAUCUCAUUUUCUGUUUUAUUCAAAAAAAUAAAUUUCUAAACCGUCUGACAGCAUGUAGUCCAUGUUAGACCAAGCUUAGUUUUUGCAGUUUCUCUUUGUCAUACCAAGAUUUUUAUCUAUCCAUAUGUUUAUUUAUAUUUAAUUUCGUGUUUUAUUGACUUAAAUAGUCUAGACAGUACGUUUUUGAGUGAAACACUACAACUUGUAGUAUGACACGUUUGGUAUUAUCCAAUGAAGUCUGGUUUUACUGACUUCAGAUGUUACUUUGGUGUUCAGUCAGUUUCGAGCGUGUAUCAGUCUUUACUGACAAGCACAGGAAAUCAGCUGACCAAGUAUUUGAAAGUGUUUACCCACAGGGAUAGUAUCGCUUUGGGUGUAUUGCGCUGCCUGUUGACAAUAAGAUCUCACCCUUUGGUCAUGGUUUUGAAACAUUUUCGUAAUGGCCUCGGAGAUGACUAGCCUUCAAGAGCUGAUAAUAGUUAUGAGGUUAGGAUCUCAAAAUCAUAUUGCAUCCAAGAUCAUCUGAGUGGUUAAAAUAAACUGUCUGCUUCACUGCAAAUGUCCCUUAGUUUUUACUUAACACCAACCGGGAUGUCUGCACCACAUGAUGUAAUCCUAACCAGCAUUAAGUUUUGUGUAACUCAUCAAGAACAUAUUCCAUUACCGAUUGUAAGUCACACUUUUGUCUAUGGAAAUUAUUGACGUUGCUCGAUUCUCCAUAUCAAUAUAAAUAGAUGAACUAAGUCUUGAAUAUCAAAACACCAUAACAUUUCUUUUUUUUGUUGAGGUUUUAAUGUUUAGUAGAUAUAGUCGAUUCCUAAUUAAUUAAUAUAAUCCCGAGCGAUACAUGGUGUACAACGAUGCAGCAUGUCCACAUGUUAAAUUGCUUAUGUAACUGGAUUGAUGACGUCGACCAUGGUGGCUUAUUAUGAACUGACUACUCCACCUAGCCUCGUUGUGUAGUGCUAAGUGUAGAAGCCACUUCGGUGACGUUCGUAACGUGUUCUAAUCACGACAGCGUGUCCCAGUGUAAUGUCACUAACUGACCUAUUGUCGUCGCACGAACACAUGACCGGACCUCCUCAUUGUUAGUUGUCGCUGAAUGUCUACAACCCUUUAGAGAAAACGACGAUCAAACACAGAGUUGUUUAACACUUCAACUCAAAGAGGUCAUAUCUCACAAGCAUGAAACAAAACUGUUCUCAUCGACACAUUUUAGGUCCAACCCUUUACAUCCAAAUUAUCACGCAGGUGCCAAAGUUAGCUGAUAUUGGCAUAUUCUCAUCUGGCUUUCCAAAAUGUCGUCGACGGCGAACUCGAGUUAGUUGUGGUUUGAUUAAACAACUUUGUCUAACUGCGCUUCCAGAAUGAAACAGGGAAAUGUUUUGUGUUCUUACUCUACCCGAGGUGUUGGUGUACAGAAUCUUUAAGAUGAUAGCAAACUUCGCAAACACCCUUUAACAGACAAUCCCAGAGCACAGUUCUAUCCAACUAAUCGAAGUUGAUUCUGAUGUCGAGAAACAACCAUUGUUGGCUUGCGAUAAGUGUGUUCUAACAUUCAGUGAAGGGUGAAAAUGUGACUGCUACAUUCAUGAUUUUAUCAUAAACCAGUUUGCGAAAUAUGGUGUGAUUAAUGAUAAUCAUGUUCCGCCUGUUUUGCAACUUUACAUCUUAACCAUUUCUGAAAAACUAAAACUUAUGGUUUCCUUAUUGAUGGUGCAUCGGACUUUUCCACUUACCAAUUAUUAGAUUCGUUUUAUUAAUUGCUAAUUGUUAAUGGCUUUAAAUCUAAUUAGAUCCAGUCUUGUUGGUAAUCUUAUAACUUACACCUGACUGUCAUGUUUUUAAUAUAGUCCUUAAAAGUAGGAGGAAUUUUGCUGACUAAUAUUUGGCCGUAUCAUCAUGAAAUUGCUUGCACAUGGCGAAACACUUAAUUGACAUUGCUUAAUUUAGUCCAAAGGUCGAGUGCCUAAUCCGCCGAAAUAUGGAGAACUGUUUGAUAUGACUGUGAAUGUUCGUCAGCCUCAAUAACCGUCUAUUUCGACGGCCAUUUCUGCCUAGUGUAUGAGUAAGCUGAAAAAUAUUUACCAGCGACCAAACUCUUCCCUUAGAUCUUGCGUUUCACUACUAACUGAUACUUAUUAUGCUAUUAUUUUAUUCCUGGAACCAUAUUACCAGUCUUGCUAUCAGUGACACCUAUCUCGACUCUUGCUACUCUCUUUAUGGACUUCACCUCAUUGUUUUGAAAUGGUGUAACUCAUUGAACCGAAUCACACUUAUACUAUAUCCUUCGUUUUAUUAAAGGUAACUUAUGCCUAUAACUUACCCACUGUAGUGGUUUAACGGCAUAUAGGAUAUGUUUCUGGGACUUCAUUUGUUUCCAUUUUGUUUUAGAGUAUGAAUUGAUCUCAAGUAUGGAUUACGCCAAACUUAGUAGCUAUCGACACGCCGAUCCUUUAAAAGUACGUCAAGUUUGGGAUGCUUUUGGUGUACUUAAAUCCCACCGACUAGCAGUACCAGCAGACAAAAUUAGCAAAAUUCUUCGCAAAACAUUGGAUCUAAAAGAUGAUCAAAUAAGGUUACUCCUUGAUGAAAUUGAAGGUGAUGGACUAAUUGAAAAAAUAGAGCCUCCGUUCGGUAAAAAUGGUAUGGUUCGUUACCAGCUUCCUGACUUUUCAAAACAGCAUCCUAGAGGCAAACAUGAUUGGUAUUGCUUCCAGUGCCAUAGACCUGGUGAAGUUUUACGCUGUCUUGAUUGUUUCCGUGUAUAUCAUUCUGAUUGUGUUCAAGAAGCAUCUGGUCCUAAUAGUCCAUCAAGAAAGUCUAUGCGUUCACCAACUCUUCAUGAUGGGCAGGAAGAUAAUUUUACUUGUCCUGUAUGCGAAUCUCGACCGAAAUGUGAAUUCUCCCGCAAGCAGAUAAGGAAGCUAUUGGAAUUUGCAACCCAUCAAUUGAGGAAGCAGCCAUUGUGGAAAACAUUUAUUCAAGUUGGGUAUAAAGGUGAAAUAACAAAAAAUGAGUACCUUGUGUAUAAGUACACUGAUCUAGAGUUAUUGCAACGCAAGAUAAAAGAUGGUCGGUAUGCUGCUUUAGAGGAAUUUUCUAUGGAUGUACAAUUGCUUGUUCAUGAUGUCUGCAUUCUUCAUGGCCCUUAUAGUAAUCAAGCCGAUGAGAUACGAUUUUUCUUUCGAUCUGUUAAUACAGAAUUAAAUGAAAUCCAAUUGUGUACUGACUGUUAUAUCAACGCUAAGGCUCGUGUUACAGACUGGAUUAGUAAACCCUGCAAACCACGUCAUGAAUUGAUAUGGGCACGCAAUCGCACAUCAGCAGGGGCUGGCUUGUUCAACGAUACUUCAGUCUCUCAAUUCUAUUGGCCUGCAAAAGUUUUGUUGGAACGCGAUGACGGAUAUGAGAUACGCUUCUUUGGAGGCUCCCAUGAGCGGAUGUUCGUAAAGAAAGCCCAUACUCGUGCUUUUCACCUCCCAGCUGAUGAAGUUGGUGUACUUCGACGUUCAAACGCGACAGGUGCGAUCUCAGGUGGAGGAUUUGAACGAGCUUGGAAUGAAGUUAGUAAAUUACAAGCUAACAUCGAUAGUGGAUAUUACACACAUUCUUCUGGUGAAAGCGAUCUUCCCCCAUCUGAUGAUGAUUACUCUGACGAAAUGUAUCUUGGUCCGCGGCGUAAAACCGUCAUCCAGAGCCAACGUUCACACCGUGCAGAUAGUCCUAGAUCGUCUCUUACUUCUGGUAAUACCAAGGCUAACAAAAGGAGGCGUCACACUUCUUCAAGCAGUCAUCAAACUACUACUAGUGAUACUCCUACUGGUGGCUCACCCACUCGUGAUGUCUCACCAUGUACUCAUGGUGGCAAGCACUUCAGAACCCAUGGUCUCUUGCUUAAUUCACACACCGAUCUUACUGACAAAAGAUUGGCGAGUAAUCGUCUUCCAAUGCCGGUUGUUCAACCCGGUACUCCGGGCGCUGCAGCUAUAUCCGCCUUAGCAGAGACAAAAGCAGCUAUGGCAGCUGCAGUUGGGUCUGGUCGUAGGCCCGCUGGAUCAUUUACUGCUGACCUCUUAUCUUUAACUCAUCGUGAGCAUGAUAAACCUUAUCGAAAACAAUCAAAAGAAAAUCAUUCAAACGUUCCGAUACGUGGUCAACGGGGUCGAGGGAGACCCCCUCUCCGAGAUAGCAAGGGAAGACCUAUUCGGCGGCGUAAAUACCGAAGUUCGUCUUCAUCAUCCCAUCCUUCAGAUAGCCCAUCUUCAUCUGUUUCAUCAGGUUCCUUGUCAGGAGUAGAUGUUCCUCGCACCGCAAAUAAUAGUUCUCAAAACAACUGGUGUUCUAAUUCCUCUACUGAUUGGAAAGUUAAAAAGACUGAAAUGCCACGUCGUGGACGUCCACCUAAAUCUAGAGGUCGUGUAAAAGCUGUUAACGAUGUUGUUCGUUCAAGUUGGUGUUCACCAACAGCUGAGAGUUCAGAUGCUGAAGGCAAUUCAGAAUUGUGGACGAAAUCGGGUUCUUCAAGUGUUAUAAAACCUAGUCCAACUCGAGGACGACCGAAGUUAGCUGCCUCAAAUAACUCUCUUAAUCGUAUUGAAGAUGCUAAAAGAAAACGGUUAACGAUUCCAAAUAAAACUUCGACUCAAGAUACAGCGAAUUCCGGAGGUAAACGUUCUAAAAGGUAUUCCAAACAAAUGGAUAGUUUUGGUAAUGUUCGAGAUGAAGAUGACGAGCUAACUGACCGAUGUGAUUCUCCCAUUGGAAACGACAGUCAGAAUUUGAGGCACUCGAAUAACUAUCGUUGGCAUUCGCAUCAUUCAUCAAGUGUUUACAACACAUCGGGUACACCUGUUUCUUCAAUGAGAAAAUCUGGAACUAAUGAUUCGAGUAUCCAUAAAACAUCACCAUCUAAGAAGGCAUCUACUGCUAAACAGCGUUCUUCUCAAUCUAGCAAUUAUAGUACAUGCUCUUCACCCUCUUCUUCUGAUAUGGAUGACAACGAUGAAAGUGGACGCAGACAUCGUAAUAUUGUCAAAGUUGACGAUGAAGAUGAUGACCGUAGAUUCCGUAGUCCAACUCGUAGUGGUUCAAGCAACAAGGAUAGAACUUCUGGAGCAAGCAGUACAAUGUUACGUCGACCACCAUUCGCUCCUCCUUUGAGUACAUCUGGAUCCAUUAGUAAUUUGAACGCUACUAAUGAUCGAAACAGUCUAUCUACUGCUACAAACUUAUUUUCUAAUACUGGCCAAAAUCUUUUUUCUCCAUGCAAUGAUUCUGUUGUUACAAUAAAUUCUUCAGUGAAUUCAGGAACUUCAUCCACUAAUAACAGACUAAGUGGUUCCGUUCAUCCUACUACAUCUAAUGCUAAUCUUUCUUCACAUUUUAUAUCUUCAGGUGCCUUGUCUAGCAAUUCAAAUAAUGUUGCCACUACUCCCGGAAUGUCUACUCUCCCACGUUCACACUUACCGCCAAAUAAACGUGCUGCUGCUGCAGCUACAGCAGCAGCUCUAAACAGAGACUCAGUUGGAGGAGGAGUAAAUGAUGUUUCAAAUGAAACUAAUCAACGUCAAGCUUCUGUGAAAAGUCCUGAACUUUCUGUGACAUCCUCUCCGAGAAAACAACUUCAUAAAGGAAUCCAGACCCCAGCCAGUAUGGAAAUACCGAUAUUAUCUCAACAACCAUGUUCACAGUGUAAAGAACGUGAAGCAGAACGGUUGGCUGCAGCUAAUGAUACUAAAAGAGCUUUGCGAGAACUUGAAGAAAAACUCAUAGCUCAAUUUAAAGAAGAGAAAGCUACCGCUUUACAUUCAGCUCUUGAACAAGCUCAAGCCAGUGCUCGUGAGGCUAUUGAACAUGAACGUAAAUUAGCUCAUGAUACUUUGGAAGCUGCUGAGGCAAGAUUUGCAGAAGUUAUUGUUCAGACUAAACGUCGACAGUGGUGUCGUAAUUGUCUUAUAGAGGCUAUCUAUCAUUGUUGUUGGAAUACUUCGUACUGUAGUACACAAUGCCAACAGGAACAUUGGCAAAAAGAACAUAAACGUCAGUGUCGUAGAAAACGAUGAUUUUCAAUGAUACUCAUACCUUAUAUAUAUAUAUAUCAAUCUUGUAUAUAAUCUUGUUAUUUUGUCUAUUCCACAUACAUGUACAUUACUUUUACCCUUGUUAUAAUUAUAAUCUCUGAUUAUGCCACAUCAAUAAUUGUUACGUUUUUUUUCGAUUUCUGUUUAUUUGUUAUUCACAAUCAUGAAUAUAGUCAAUUUCUUUACCCCAUCCCCAAGAAAGAAAAGCAUUUCAGUAAUUUUUCACUUCAAAUCUUUCCGUUUCUCAAUAUAUAUAUAUAUAUAUGUGUGUAUAGGCAGCUGUUCAUUUCCGAUUAUCCUUUCUUAUAAUAUACAAAUUAAUUAAAUCGUAAUAAUUCAGCUUUAAAAAUAAAGUCGUACAUUGCAUAGCCACUAUUAAUAUACUCGUUUGUGUUUAUGUGUGUAUGAUCUAUUUUCAAUUUACUUUCUUCUAACUUGCGUUUACUUAAAAUUGUAGUCUGAUUGUGACUGCUUUUUUAUUCUUGUAUUAUAGUCGUUUUAAUUUCUUUUCUCAUCGUUAUAUUUAUUUAUUUAAAUAUAACUUUUCAUGUUAUUAUGUAUGAAAGAAUAAACUUGGUAGUUUAAUUUCUUUACGUUUUAACUUAAUUCUGCUAUUUUAGUCCCUACAUGGGUGUUGAUGUUUUUUCUCGAAUCAGCUUAGUAAAAAACAUCUCACUUUGUCAACAUAGGUUAGAAUAUAUAUACUCAUUACUUACUUACUUACGCCUGUUACUCCCAAUGGAGCAUAGGCCGCCGACCAGCAUUCUCCAACCCAUUCUGUCCUGGGCCUUCUUUUCUAGUUCCAUCCAAUUCUUGUUCAUUUUUCUAAUGUCUAUUUCCAUUUCCCGGCGUAAUGUGUUCUUUGGUCUUCCUCUUUUCCUUUGGCCUUUACGAUUACAUGUGAGGGCUUGUCUUGUGACGCAGUUGGGUGCUUUCCUCAAUGUUUGUCAUAUCCACUUCUAGUGCUUCUUCCUGAUUUCUUCCUCCACUGGGAUCUGGUUUGUUCUCUCCCACAGUACGUUGUUGCUGAUAGUGUCUGGCCAACGGAUCAGAGGUAUUUUGGGUAGACAACUGUUAAAUAUUUGUAUCUUCUGGAUGAUGUCUUUCGUAAUUCUCCAAGUUUUCACCCCAUACAGUAGAACUGUCUUGACAUUUGUAUUGAAAAUCCUGACCUUGGUGUUGGUUGACAGUUGUUUUGAGUUCCAGAUGUUCCUCAGUUGUAAAUAUGCUGCUCUUGCUUUGCUAAUCCGCGCCUUCACAUCUGCAUCAGAUCCACCCUGUUCAUCAAUGAUGCUGCCCAAAUAUGUAAAGGUUUUUACAUCUUCCAAAUCUUCUCCGUCAAUUGUGAUUGGAUUGAUGCAUGCUGUGUUGUAUCGGAGAAUCUUGCUUUUCCCUUUGUGUAUAUUGAGACCUACUGCUGCUGAGGCUGCUGCCACACUGUUCGUCUUCUCUUGCAUUUGUUGUUGCGUUUCGGAUAGAAGGGCCAGAUCAUCUGCGAAGUCUAGGUCAUCCAACUGCAUCCUAGAUGUCCAUUGUAUCCCAUGCUUCCCUUCAGACGUUGACGUCUUCAUGAUUCAGUCGAUCACCAGGAGAAAGAGAAAGGUUGAGAGUAAGCAACCUUGCCUGACACUGGUCUUUACUUCGAACGACUUUGUCAACUGUCCUCCAUGCACGAUUUUGCAGUGUAAUCCACCAUAUGAAUUCUGUAUGAUAGUGACUAUCUUCUGAGGCACACCGUAGUGUCGAAGAAGCUUCCAUAGUGUUGUUCUGUCCACGCUAUCAAAUGCUUUUUCGUAGUCAAUGAAGUUGAUGUAGAGUGAUGAAUUCCAUUCAAUUGAUUGUUCCACAAUGAUCCGUAGAGUUGCGAUUUGGUCUGUACACGAUCUAUCCUUACGGAAUCCUGCCUGUUGGUCACGAAGUUGGACGUCUACGCAGUCCUUCAUCCUGUUUAACAAUACCCUGUUGAAGACUUUUCCCGGUAUUGAGAGAAGAGUGAUGCUCCUGUAGUUUUCACAGUUGCUGAGAUCUCCUUUCUUCGGUAUUUUGAUCAGAAGUCCUUCUUUCCAGUCUUUUGGUACUUGUUCUUCAUCCCAAAUCUUAUUGCAGAGAAUGUGGAGUAUCGUUGCAGUUGCCGCUACGUCUGCUUUCAGUGCCUCUGCUGGAAUGUUGUCUGGUCCUGCUGCUUUGCCACUCUUGAUUUGUCUGAUGGCCAUGCUGAUUUCUUCAAUUGUUGAUGGGCCAACACUGAUUGGGUGAUCCGUGGGUGCUGCUUCGAUAUUGGGUGAGUUCAGUAGGGCCGGUCGAUUCAGGAGUUCAUUGAAGUGUUCUACCCACCUGUUUUGUUGUUGUUCAAUGUUGGUGAUUACCUCACCUUCCUUGCCUUUCACUGGUCGUUCUGGUUUGCGGCGAUUUCCAGAGAGUUUCUUUGUCGUGUCAUACAGUUGUCUCAUGUUUCCUCUUGCAGCCUUUUCCGUCAAUGUUAGAUCUUCCACAUAUUUACGUUUGUCGGUUCUGAUGCUCCUCUUCACUUGUUUGUUUACUUCUGUGUAUUCAGCUUGUGCCUUGGUUUUUUCUGCUCUUGUUCGACUGGUAUUGAUUGCUGCCUUCUUGUUCCUCCUUUCUUGAAUCUUAUCAAGUGUAUCAUAUCAGUGUUUUAUUCGGUGACUUGAUUUGCGUUGCUUUUUUACUAUGUCAUCCAUGUCCAUUAUAAUAGAUUCAUUGUACUUCAAAUCUUUUUAAUAAUUUUGUUUGUUCUAAAUCUUUUAUAAUAAGCAUCUAGCAAGUAUUAGACCUGUUAAUUAUUGUUCGGUUUCAGCGAAAUAGUAUGAAGAAUAAUUGUCAUUGAAUAUUAAGCAUUCUUUUUUAUUUAGCGCUUAUUGUCCAAGAUUUUUGAUUUUAUAUAUUUUGUUUAUUCAUUUUUUUCUCGUUACCUAGACCCCAGCCAGUAUGGAAAUACCGAUAUUAUCUCAACAACCAUGUUCACAGUGUAAAGAACGUGAAGCAGAACGGUUGGCUGCAGCUAAUGAUACUAAAAGAGCUUUGCGAGAACUUGAAGAAAAACUCAUAGCUCAAUUUAAAGAAGAGAAAGCUACCGCUUUACAUUCAGCUCUUGAACAAGCUCAAGCCAGUGCUCGUGAGGCUAUUGAACAUGAACGUAAAUUAGCUCAUGAUACUUUGGAAGCUGCUGAGGCAAGAUUUGCAGAAGUUAUUGUUCAGACUAAACGUCGACAGUGGUGUCGUAAUUGUCUUAUAGAGGCUAUCUAUCAUUGUUGUUGGAAUACUUCGUACUGUAGUACACAAUGCCAACAGGAACAUUGGCAAAAAGAACAUAAACGUCAGUGUCGUAGAAAACGAUGAUUUUCAAUGAUACUCAUACCUUAUAUAUAUAUAUAUCAAUCUUGUAUAUAAUCUUGUUAUUUUGUCUAUUCCACAUACAUGUACAUUACUUUUACCCUUGUUAUAAUUAUAAUCUCUGAUUAUGCCACAUCAAUAAUUGUUACGUUUUUUUUCGAUUUCUGUUUAUUUGUUAUUCACAAUCAUGAAUAUAGUCAAUUUCUUUACCCCAUCCCCAAGAAAGAAAAGCAUUUCAGUAAUUUUUCACUUCAAAUCUUUCCGUUUCUCAAUAUAUAUAUAUAUAUGUGUGUAUAGGCAGCUGUUCAUUUCCGAUUAUCCUUUCUUAUAAUAUACAAAUUAAUUAAAUCGUAAUAAUUCAGCUUUAAAAAUAAAGUCGUACAUUGCAUAGCCACUAUUAAUAUACUCGUUUGUGUUUAUGUGUGUAUGAUCUAUUUUCAAUUUACUUUCUUCUAACUUGCGUUUACUUAAAAUUGUAGUCUGAUUGUGACUGCUUUUUUAUUCUUGUAUUAUAGUCGUUUUAAUUUCUUUUCUCAUCGUUAUAUUUAUUUAUUUAAAUAUAACUUUUCAUGUGUUGUACAGUACUAUCUAUUCAUUUGUAUACGAUUGAUGUGUUGAAUAGACGUAUUUUCAAUUAUCUUCUAUUAGAAAUCACUGAUACAUAUCAAAUACAAUGAAGUUUUCAAGAGUUUCUUAAUAAUUUAAUCAUAAUUUUUCAUUAUCUUAAUUGUUAAACUUUUGUGCUUUAUUCAAUCUGAAUUAAGUUAUUUCUUUUUCAAAAAUGACACUUUCUACACAUUUUAGCGGGCGUCGUAUUGUAUUGUUCACUUCUGAUAAAUACUGGUGUUUCACAUCUAUACAAAUAUACAUAUAUAUAUAUUGAUCAACUGUGUUCAUAUCUUCAUUGUUUUGGUUAGAAUGAAUAAUCAAGGUUGUUGAUAACGUUAGAUUUUAGUUAACUUUCAUUAAAGUGUGAAUAAGUUGUGUCAUUUGAUAAUAGUCUGAGCUUUUUGGUCUUUCAGCAUGCCUACAAUUGAAGAAUUAAAAAAUAAUAAAGUGGAUUCUUCAAUAGAAAACAAAAAUUCUAAUUUACGGAAAUUAUUAUUAGAGGAUACUCUUGAUGUUGCUCCUAUUGGUCUAACAUUCUGUUUUGAUCGUGAAUCAUUUCUAAAUGAUGACUUUAAACCGGACGAUUUUAUUUUGGAGCAACAUUGUCGUGGGAUAUCAUUAGAAAAACUUCGUGAUGAUCUUCUUCAAUAUUCUAAUAUUCUUAAGUCCAGUUUAAUUGAAUUGAUCAAUCAAGAUUAUGCUGAUUUUGUAAGUCUAUCAACAAAUCUUGUUGGUUUGGAUAAAUCAAUUGAUACAAUUGUCACACCAUUGAAACAACUACAAUCUUAUGUAUCGUCAGUCCUUGAUGAACUUGAAUCUACUGAUCAAGAACUAUCAGCUAAGUUGAAAUCUCUUCAGCAUAUAAAAAAUGAAAAGGAUUAUGCAGAUAGUUUAUUCACAUUGGAUGCAUGUGUGUCGCGUUUAGAACGUUGGCUAACACAAUCAAAUCAACCAUCAGUGAAUAAAGAACAAACUAAUGAUCAAUUAGAUCAUAAAUCUAAUAACAUCAUGUUAGGUGACAGUGAUAAUAAUGAAAAUGAGACGUCAAAAGGUAUUAAUAAUGAUGGCGAUGAAAACGAAUUAGAUAUAUGGCCGCCUGAAUUCUAUGCUGAUUGUUCUCUUCAUGAAGAUAUUGGACAACGUAUGGAUCGAAUUGCUAAUGAAUACAUUAAACUUCAAUUUUUCAAUAAAAAGUGUCGUGGUCAUCCAAUUUUAAAUUCAUUAAAACCACGUAUUAAUUGGAUUACAAUAAAUCUUCAAGAACAAUUAGAGAUACGUUUAAAGGAGAGUUUUAAUGCAUGUUGUUUAACAGUAAUUAAUACAAAUGUUGAUUGUACAAUACCGAAACAUUCUAUUGAACAAUUAAGACGAGUUAUUUCUACAUAUUUGGCUAUUGAUAAAUUAUCUGAUUUAUUGACACUAUAUCGUAAAUUUGUACUUCAUGAUCAACUUAGCCAGAUAUUUACUCCUCGACCUGAGUUGACUCAUGCAGGUUCUGAUACUGCAAUAGCUUCUGAGACUUUGAACUCGAUGUACACCAGAGCACUGAAAGUUCUUGAUUCACAAAUUUAUUAUGUGAAAGAACAGAUCAUUAAAUGCUCACCUGAAGGCUCUGAACCUUUAUCGGAUUUCGAUUGUUUAGUCGGUGGAUUUUGGCCUGAAACAAUUGAUCUUAUCUGUAAUAAUCUACCGGAAAUAUUUUCUCCAGGUCAUCCAGACAGAUUCUAUUCAUUAUAUACUGUUAGCAUGGAUUUUAUUAAAACGGUUGAAACAAAAACCUGGUCAAAUAAACAACUUGUCAAUUUACGCAAUCAUCCAUCUUAUUCAAUGUUUAGAAAUAAAUGGAGUUUACCAGUUUACUUUCAAAUCAGGUUCCAAGAAAUAGCUGCAAAUGUUGAAAACGCUAUGAAGAAAGGUCUGAUAGAGAUUAAAGAAAGUCAAAAACUAUGUUUAAUUGAAGUUACUGAAGUUGUUAUCUGUCAAUUGAAUCGUUGUUGGGAAGAAGGAAUUUAUUUAGAUAAGUUGAUCCAUAGAUUUUGGAAAUUAACUCUACAAAUAUUAAGCCGUUAUUCAAGUUUUAUUGAUGAACAAAUAAAAUCUGUCCAAGAGAAUAACGCUACUGCAAGUCAAUCGUCUGAUUCAAUUUUAUUGACAAAAUCAACUGAUUACUUUCCUGAAUUGUUAAUAUACUUUUUUGUCGAUUGUCUUCGAUUGGUUGAUUAUGUUCGCUUAGAAUUGAAGGGGGAAAUUUUAACUCGUCUCAACCAACGCCUGGUUACACAAACAAUGGACAACGAUAGUAAUGAUGACACUGUGAACUAUGAAACUAUAUUAAGUGAGUGUUUGGAGCAGUCAUGUGAACGUUUAAUUGCAUCGAUCAGUUCAAUAAUGGAUCUUAUCGUUCAAAAAAUUCAACAAAACUGUUCAAAUAGUAUUCGCCAAGUACUAGACAUACCGCGUCAAUAUCGUUGGACUAAUCGAGAGUUUCCUUCUAAUGCAUCUUCAUAUGUAUCAAACAUUAUACAUCCUUUAAUGAAACUCGAUGGUUUAGGAUUACGUUUAUCUCAAUCAGUCCCUAACGCUCAACCAUUUUUAUCUACUUUAAUAAAGAAAUGCAUCACAACUGUUACUCAUGACUAUACAGCUCAACUAUCAGAAGUGUCUACAUCAGUGCGAAAAAUGGAAGAUAGUAUACGGCGAUUACGUGAAGUUAGACGUAGUAGUUCCCAAAUUUUCAACCAACCUCAAUCUGUCAAUGGUAGUAGUGGAUUUCACUCAGAUGAUAAAAUUCGUCAUCAAUUGUACUUGGAUGCUAAAGCAUAUAUUGAUGAAGUAAGGAAGUUUUGGAGUUUAGAUCGAGAUUAUACAUGUGAGUUGGACGAUUUUAUGGAACAAAUAGACACAAUUCGAACGGAACCAAAUGUCUCCAUUAUGAAUACUAUUCCAG